AUGCUUCAGAAGACGGUGCUGGUGCCCUAUAACAAGAGGCAACAGCUCCUCAUGGUGGAGAUCCACGAAGUGGAUCCCGAUGAUUCAGAGGUAGAGGACAGCUUGAUCGGCCGGCUGGGCACUUGGCUGGGCCACGCUUUGCCACGCUUGUCACUCCAACUGAUACAGUUUCUAUGCAUUUCAGGGCAACGCUCCCGCUGGCCGAUCGCAAGAUCGAGUCCUCUGCGAACUGGCCCCUGA
Symbiodinium pilosum is the source of this 240-nucleotide messenger RNA. The record is from the annotation of a GenBank genome assembly. Lineage: Eukaryota; Dinophyceae; Suessiales; Symbiodiniaceae.